Molecule: messenger RNA, 1608 nt
Organism: Cinclus cinclus
Lineage: Eukaryota; Metazoa; Chordata; Aves; Passeriformes; Cinclidae
Gene: NSMF
Product: NMDA receptor synaptonuclear signaling and neuronal migration factor
Exons: 16
Coding region: 1-1608 (535 amino acids)
Biological process (GO): positive regulation of neuron migration; regulation of neuronal synaptic plasticity
Cellular component (GO): nucleus; cytoplasm
Molecular function (GO): protein binding
Source: RefSeq, a predicted model, not a curated record
AUGAGCGCUCCCCCGGCCGCGACCCCCCGCGCGAAUAUGGGCACAGCCGUGUCCAAAAGGAAGACUCUCAGGAACGAGGCCAUGUCGUCCGUGGCGGCCAAAGUGAGAGCGGCGAGGGCUUUUGGAGAAUACCUUUCACAAAACCAUCCUGAAGGCAGAAACGGCUCAGAUCACCUGCUAGCAGACUCCUACAUCGGGCAGGAGGACUCCCCUGAGAUGCAGCAGGUAGCCCAGAACAAGCGCAGGCUCUCGGUCAUCUCGGACGGCAAAUUCGAGAGGAGCUUCACCGAGGAGCAGGCAGAGAAGAUGGCGAGCGAGGGCCCGAAGCCACGAGUGUACACCAUCUCUGGGGAGAGGCCUAUGCUGUCAGAGCACGAGAAUGACAGCAUGGAGCUGGUGGUGAUGAGGGGGGCUGCCCACGAAGAGUGUCACCACGGCCACCACACGCACGGCGCUGGCGGCUCGCACGGCGUCCGGCACUGCAAGGCCUGGCCAGGCGGCCGCCAGGGCUCCAAGGAAUGUCCCAACUGCACCAGGCUGGCUGCCCCUUCCCAGCAGUCCGUUGAGCUGGAGCAGCACCCGCCUGGCGAGGCUGGGUGGCACAGGAAAAGGCUGGAGAGGAUGUACAGUGUGGAUCGAGUGUCUGAUGAUGUCCCCAUAAGAACCUGGUUCCCAAAAGAGAACCUCUUCAGUUUUCACACUGCUACUACAACUAUGCAAGCCAUCUCGGCGUUCAGGGGCUACGCAGAGAGGAAGAGACGGAAACGAGAGAAUGAUUCUGCAGCUCUUAUCCAGAGGAAUUUUCGGAAGCACCUCCGCAUGGUGGGGAGCCGAAGGGUUAAAGCACAAACAUUUGCCGAACGGCGUGAGAGGAGCUUCAGCAGGUCCUGGAGUGACCCGACUCCCAUCAAAGCUGAUCCCUUCCAUGACUCUCGAGAAAGCCAUGACCUUCAGGAUUCCUGUGGGACUCUGGAUGGUGACUUUGACUUGAACUGGGAAGCAGAAAAGGAACUUGAAGCCAUGGCAUGUGACGGAGAAGACUUUAUUCCACCAAAAAUAAUGCUCAUUUCUUCCAAGGUGCCCAAAGCAGAGUAUGUCCCAACAAUUAUUCGCAGGGACGACCCCUCCAUCAUCCCCAUCCUCUAUGACCAUGAACAUGCCACCUUUGAUGACAUCCUGGAGGAAAUAGAGAAGAAACUUAACAUUUAUCGGAAAGGCUGCAAAAUCUGGAAGAUGCUGAUAUUUUGCCAGGGAGGCCCCGGGCACCUGUACUUGUUAAAGAACAAAGUCGCCACUUUCGCCAAAGUGGAGAAGGAGGAAGAUCUGAUCCUCUUCUGGAAGAGGUUGAGCCGGCUGAUGAGUAAAGUCAAUCCUGAACCAAAUAUCAUCCACAUCAUGGGCUGCUAUGUUCUUGGAAACCCCAAUGGGGAGAAGCUAUUUCAGAAUCUGAAAAACUUAAUGAAUCCUUAUAGGGUUGCCUUUGAGUCUCCACUUGAACUAUCAGCUCAAGGUAAGCAAAUGAUUGAGACUUACUUUGACUUCCGCCUUUACCGCCUCUGGAAGACCCGCCAGCACUCCAAACUAUUGGAUUACGAUGACAUUUUAUGA